Messenger RNA from Pangasianodon hypophthalmus (striped catfish), 1759 nucleotides. Its product is annotated as BOLA class I histocompatibility antigen, alpha chain BL3-7. The transcript is spliced from 7 exons. NCBI's taxonomy places the organism in Eukaryota, Metazoa, Chordata, Actinopteri, Siluriformes, Pangasiidae. Bases 216 to 1283 code for a protein of 355 amino acids. Gene Ontology annotation, cellular component: external side of plasma membrane. Gene Ontology annotation, biological process: immune response. The record is from RefSeq and is a predicted model, not a curated record.
CCACAUCCGGUGUGAUCAUGUGACACUCUGCUUGUUACAGCAGCUGAAACGGAGUUCUGUUACAUAAGAGCCUUUAAUAUACUGCUCUUUGGUAAACAUUGUGUUAACUUUACUCCGGUGUGUCGCCGCUUAUAUAAAGGAUUUCACCAGAUUUUACUUACGGAAGUUUAUUUUAUUUUAUUUUUAUACGGAAGUGAUAAAGUCUACAGAGUAAGAUGGAGGACAGCAGCAGGAUAUUAAAAGCUCUGCUUUUCCUCACUUUUUCUGUUCAUCUUUCAUCAGCAGACACACACACUCUGCAGUACCUCUGCACUGCCCUCACAACAGGAAGAAAUUUCAGUCCUGUAGGUCUGGUGGAUGGAGAGCAGUUUGUGUCCUACGACAGCAACAUCAGGAAGCUGAUCCCAAAGACAGAGUGGAUAAAGAAGGUCGGAGCUGAUGAUCCACGUUACUGGGAGAGAGAGACUGACCGUGCACAGGAUCAGCAGGAGUUUUUCCAAAACAAUCUGGCUACAGUAAUGCAGAGCUUUAAUCAAACUGAAGGAGUUCAUACACUACAGAGGAUGUACGGCUGUGAGCGUAAUGGUGAGAACACUACUAGAGGAUACGAUCAGUACGGUUAUGAUGGAGAAGAUUUUAUCAGUCUGAAUCUGAAAAAUGCAACCUGGACUGCAGCUAAACGUCAAGCUGUGAUCUUUAUAAACAACUGGGAUCCUAGAGGAGAAAAGGCUAAAUACUGGAAGGACUUCCUGCAGAAUGACUGUAUUGAUUGGUUAAAGAAGUACGUGUCUUACGCCAGAGAGACUCUGGAGAGGAAAGUUCGUCCCGAGGCGUCAGUGUUCCAGAAACACUCGACUCCUCCGGAGGUGGUGUGUCAUGCUACAGGUUUCUUCCCCAAAGCACUGAAUAUCACCUGGCAGAAGGACGGAGAGGAGGUGCAUGAGAACGUGGAGCUCAGAGAGACGUUACCCAACCAUGAUGGAAGCUUCCAGAAGAGAAGCAUUCUGACAGUUCCAGCUGAGGAGCUGCAGAAACACACCUACACCUGCGUGAUUCAGCACAGCAGCUUGGAGAAGGAGUUAGUCUUAGAAGUACCAAAAAGUGGAGGAUCAGAUGGAGGAUCAGAUAGAGCACCGAUUGGUGUCAUCGUUGCUGUAGUCGCAGCUCUCGUUGCUCUCGUUGCCAUUGCUGGAAUUGUCAUCUGGAAGAAGAAGAACUCUGGCUUCAGACCUGUUCCAGCCAAAGCCGCCUCUGAAGGAGAUUCUUCCUCCAACAACUCUUAAAGUGUGACUGUGUGUCUUCCUGCUGAACUGAGAGAGAAAGACAUGAUGAUGUUUACAGUGUAAUAUGGAAUAAAAAUCUGUGUGUGGAGUGAAAAUCCAGCAGAAAAGCCUGUGCUAACAUUAAACCUCAGCUCAGAGCUGAUCCUGUUUCUUUCUGUGUGUUUUUCUAGGAGAGAGGAGGAGAGGGAGUGGAGGAGAGGGAGUGGAGGAGAGGGAGUGGAGGAGACGGAGAUGAGGAGACGGAGAUGAGGAGACGGAGAUGAGGAGACGGAGAUGAGUAAAGAUUCUCAGUAACGGCAUCAUCGCAAGAAAUGCCACCACCAUCUCUGUUUAGGAAGUGACUGAGGUGAAUGUCUAGUUGAAACGGAACAGUCUUGUGAGACAUUUUCUGAUUCAGACAGUGUUAUUCUCUGAAUCCUCUGCUGAAAAAAAAAACAAAGUACUUUUGAGGAUUCUGCUUUUGGUAUUGGCUGAGA